Messenger RNA from Protopolystoma xenopodis, 162 nucleotides. The record is from the annotation of a GenBank genome assembly. Lineage: Eukaryota; Metazoa; Platyhelminthes; Monogenea; Polystomatidea; Polystomatidae.
AUGGGCAGUUGUGCCGACCGUUCUGGAAAACGCCAACGACCCACGCCAGCCUCCAAUACAGAUUCUUCUCCAGCCAGCCUUGAGCCUGCCUCCUUCGGCAAAGCACAAGCGGCCGGUCAAGAAAGCCGAUUUCACACCCUCGGAUCCGAUGCGCUUUCGGCA